CCAGCCAAACAUUUUCAACCUCGGGACUUCGUUUGUUCCUGGUAACUAUUGUCUCGAACUGAGUUUGAAAGUCUUAAAAUGAACGAAUUUGCAAGCGCAAACGCAUGGGCAAGGUAUGUGUUCGUCUGUCUUCUUUUCACUGACAUCUUAAAUGUAUCAUUUGCUGUUAUUCACUAUUCUAUUACGGAGGAGAUGGAAGAGGGGUCGAUUGUUGCGAAUCUAGCCACUGAUUUAGGUCUAGAUGUUAAAUCACUGACAAACCGCAGAAUGCGUUUGGAUGUCAUAGCCAACAAGAAAUAUCUAGACGUUAACAUGGAUACAGGAGACCUGUACAUUUCAGAGAGAAUUGAUCGUGAAAAUCUUUGUCCUUUUAAGAUGAGUACAUCUAAUUGUUUCCUUAAACUUGAUGCAGCAAUUGAAAACCCGGCACGGAUGUUUAACAUAGAACUGGAGAUUGUCGAUAUCAAUGAUAAUGCGCCACAUUUCCGCAGGGAUACAAUGCACUUGGACAUAUCGGAAUCUACUCCGACUGGCGAACGGUUUUCUCUCAACAAUGCAGUAGACCCAGAUUUUGGAUCCAACUCAGUAGAAACCUACUAUCUCAGUGAAAGUGAACACUUCACCAUUGAAAUACAGACAGGUAGAGACGGUUCUAAAUUUGCAGAUUUGAUUCUGAAAAAGGCUUUAGACCGCGAGGAACAGGCUGUUCAUAAUCUCAUACUUACAGCAGUAGAUGGAGGUGUCCCUGCGCGCUCAGGUAUUGCCAACAUCACUGUCCGCGUGUUAGAUACAAACGAUAACGCCCCUCAGUUUGACAAAGAAAGCUACACCAUAAGUUUAUCCGAAAAUUCGCCCAUCGGAAGUCUUGUAGCUAAAUUAAAUGCAACAGAUUCAGACGAGGGCUCAAAUGCAGAGAUAUUAUAUUUAUUUAGUCUGUAUACCUCUGAAAAAACACAAGCCACGUUCAGUUUAAAUGAAGAUAAUGGAGAAAUAACGGUAAAGGAAACAAUAAAUUAUGAAGAUUUUCGAAUAUAUGAUAUGGAGAUAAUAGCAAAAGAUAAAGGGUCUAAUUCUUUAUCUGGACAUUGUAAAGUAACUGUCUUAGUGACAGAUAUGAAUGACAAUCAUCCUGAGGUAUCAGUUAAGUCAUUUCAAAGCCUAGUGACAGAGGCUGUAGCUGUAAAUACAGUAAUUGCGGUUGUUUGUGUGAGUGAUAAAGAUUCAGGAGAAAAUGGCCACGUUGAUGUUCAUGUUUCUGAUCAGCUACCUUUUGCACUAAGAGAGUCUUUGGACGGCCAUUACGAGCUAGUAGUUUCAGAAUCUUUGGAUAGAGAGAAAGUCCCAGAAUACGAAAUCACUAUUACUGUUACAGACAGAGGUUCCCCACAGUUAUCAAAUAAUGAAACAAUCGUUUUAGAACUAUUAGACGUAAACGACAACGUGCCUCAGUUCUCUCAGUCCUUUUACACUAUACCUGUGAUGGAGAAUAACGCACCAGGGGCGUUACUGAGUUCACUCACUGCUUUAGACCCUGACCUUCAUGAAAAUCAAUAUCUAGUUUAUUUUAUCAUUGAAAAGGAAAUAGUGAACACUUCCAUGUCCAUGCUAUUCUCUAUUAAUCCGGAGAACGGUAACCUUUACGCGUUAAAGACGUUUGAUUAUGAAAUAGAGAAGGAAUUCCUUUUCCAUAUUGAAGCUAGAGACUGUGGCGUUCCUCCACUCGGCAGUAAUGCGACCGUUCACGUUAUCAUUAUGGACCAGAACGACCACGCACCACUUAUAGUGUCUCCUUGGCGUGCGCAUGGCUUCGUGGUGGAAGAAAAGAUCCCUAGGUCAACCGACAAAGGAACUCUGAUAGCCAAGGUGAUAGCCAUCGACACGGACUCGGCGCAGAACUCCCAGAUUACCUACCAGUUUCUUCAGAACACAGACACUACGUUAUUCACUCUGGACCAAUACAACGGGGAGAUCCGUACCAUGAGAAUGUUCAGUUACAGAGACGCACAUCACCAGCGGUUGGUGGUGAUUGCCAAGGACAACGGAGAACCUUCACUGUCUGCUACGGUCACUAUCAAUCUAUCCAUAGUGGAGACUGCUCUUAAAGCCUAUUCAGACAUGUCGGAGAUGCCUUUAGAGCAUGAAGUCUUUUCAGAUUUGAACCUGUAUUUGGUGAUUGGAUUGGGCUCGGUAUCAUUUCUGUUACUUAUCACCAUACUGGUCACCAUUGUACUGAAGUGUCAAAAACCAAAGCCCAGCAAAGCUCCCUCUACCUGUAGAAACAGUGUCAUCAGUGAGAGUAACUCUACCAGUGCGGAUUCCACUCUGGUCUCAAACAACACAUACUGGCACAGCUUAUUUCUGGCAAAGACAAGAAAAGGCAAGAUGGUAGUAAGACAGCCUGUGCCAAAGGGGGCGACGUACAUUGUGUCCAGCAUCCCUAGGAGCACAGGCCUGACUGACACUAGUGAUUCAACUGCUUCCACAUUACAGGCAUCCACCACCACCAGCAGCAGUUCCUCGUGAAGCCCCUCCCACCACCUGAGUUUGAGUGACGUCAGGAGCAACCUGAAAUCACAGACCUUGCCCUUUUCCCUGCUCAGCCAACAUCUGUCUGCCUCUGUUCCCUCUCACACACCUGCUAUUGAAGAUGGCACUCACAGAGGACUGCAAAAGAAUCUCAACCCUCAAAUCCCUACAAACACUCUGAUCAAAGACACCUCCCUUCAUAUAACACACACAUCUCUGCAUGGCUAUGGCUCUUCAGUGGAUUUCUCUGUUAUCAAAGCCUCUGUGGAGAGAAUGCACAGGAAUAUAUACCAGUGGACACUGGAUUGAAAUGGGUCCGGAACUGAAGAAGAAGGAAAUCAAAAAGAGAUGAGGCAAAUGAACAAGAAUGGUUUUGGAGUAUCAGAAUGAGAACUGUGAUACUUUUUCAUUUUUUGGUGUCAGACAUGUAUUUGAGGUACGGCGUUCACCUCUCCGAGAGGCACUGACACUUUGUUUUCCACCAUGCUCUACGGGGACUUGUGUAUGAAUGUGUAUUAUCAAAGUGGGUAACAUUUAGCAACUAUACAUUGUACAUUGAUGGGUCAGAGGAAAACUGGUGUAUUGUGACUUGUAGUUUUCUGUCUUUGUGAUUAGUUUAUGAAAGAAUUAUACAGUGUUUGUGUGAAUGUUUUUUAUCAGUCUUUGUUCUUCUGUGUACAGAGGAGGCAAGAAAUGUAUUAGUCUAGGAAUAAGCAGCUCUGAAGAGCACAGAUUUAAAGGAAAUGUAACCCUGCUGAUGAGGCCUACUCAACCCUGAGGUUAAACCUGACGAUAAUUGUGUCCCUUAGUUAUUGCGAUCCAUCACAGCGCUCAUUGCCAUGGCAACAGUUACGGCAUUAUAUGACGUCAUGGUUUACGAUGUGCUUUGUCGCAAGAAAACGUCAAAGAAUCACCACCACCUUUAAAGAAACAUUUCUAGGAUUACCAUCACCUAAGAACUCCCUCUCUCUCUGCUCUGCCCUGAUCCUCCCAUACACACACACACACACACACAGUGCUCAGUUUAAUGGCCAGUAUGCUGAAUUAUUCACAGGUGGUGUGGUCCUUGCAAACGGUGGCUGAUCAAUAGAAGCAGAGAUUGAGUCUGUGUGGCCGCUCCUCUGUCUCUCGUGGCUGAGGGCAAUUGAGGAAACUACAUUCAUUCACACCCUAUAGCAUGAUGCAAGGCCAUAAGAGUGAGCUGUGAUUAGGAAGGAAAAUCAAUCAUCCCAUUGCAAAAGGGUGUGCCUGAGUUUUUCACAUUUCAACUGCAUAGACAUACUUCUUAUUCAAUUACAAUUGUUAUGUAGAUAUGUAGUGGGAGAGGCUUAAUUUUCAGAUUUGAGUGCAGAUGUACUACUUGUAAAAGGGCCCAUUUAAAUCAAGUCUCUGAAUGACUGUUUCAAGACAUAGGUCUGAUUUUUUUGGAAUGUG
Messenger RNA from Chanos chanos (milkfish), 3960 nucleotides. Its product is annotated as protocadherin alpha-C2-like. Gene Ontology annotation, biological process: homophilic cell-cell adhesion. Lineage: Eukaryota; Metazoa; Chordata; Actinopteri; Gonorynchiformes; Chanidae. The coding region runs from base 79 to 2523 and encodes 814 amino acids. The transcript is spliced from 2 exons. The record is from RefSeq and is a predicted model, not a curated record. Gene Ontology annotation, cellular component: plasma membrane. Gene Ontology annotation, molecular function: calcium ion binding.